UCAAAAGCUUCGCAGGGCCAUUCUUCAUCGGGAUCUGAAGCCAGAGAACACAUGCUAAUCUCCCAGCUUUCUCCUUUCCACCAUCAGUACUCAUCCACCAUUCAGGCAUCGCGAAAGUUUCCGACUUCGACUCCUGGCUUCCGCAGCCCCGAGAUGCUCAACGGCCUGCCCUACGGCACAGCGACGGAUGUGUGGUCGCUCGGCAACCUGCUGUGGGAGCUGUUCACAGGAAUGCCUUUGCACCGCGAGCUGGAGACAGGAACAUCCAAAUACAACGUUCGGGUCAACGUCAGGACCGGAAAAGGCAUGUUUCCCUUCCGUUCUGCCAUCGACAGCAUGCUGUCGAGAAUGGACGAUGCGAGGCCUAGCACGAACGAUCUACUCAGCGAUGCUACAAUUCUCGACAGUCUCUUCAAUCUUUGGCGCACGGAAAGUCUGCUGAAAAGUGGACGCUCCUUGGAGCCGGACUCUUGUCUGGACAAGGGCGUGCCUCUGCUGUCCCGUGUUCAACAUGCAGUCGACCAUGCAAGUGGGCAGAGGCAGCGGUAUGACACAGCAGUCGCAUCCCUCGUGGCUGAGGAUAGCGAUACCUCUCCGGACAGCACUACCACGGUGUUCCGCUUCCGUCACAUCAAGCUUGGUUGA
Messenger RNA from Moesziomyces antarcticus, 645 nucleotides. RefSeq lists its product as uncharacterized. The annotation marks the transcript as partial. Gene Ontology annotation, molecular function: protein kinase activity; ATP binding. Gene Ontology annotation, biological process: protein phosphorylation. NCBI's taxonomy places the organism in Eukaryota, Fungi, Basidiomycota, Ustilaginomycetes, Ustilaginales, Ustilaginaceae. The record is from RefSeq and is a predicted model, not a curated record. The transcript is spliced from 8 exons.